Molecule: messenger RNA, 556 nt
Organism: Trichomonas vaginalis G3
Lineage: Eukaryota; Parabasalia; Trichomonadida; Trichomonadidae
Exons: 1
Source: RefSeq, a predicted model, not a curated record
AUGUACGCCGCUCAGAAUAUAACGCCAACAGUUUUGGAUGCUAUGAAUGGAAAUGUUUCCGAAUGGUAUAACGAAUGCGACAAUGCCAUUAGAAGGUCAGAAAUAGUUCCUGGAACUUACGAAUAUACAACUGCUGUUUCUUAUGGAAACGUAGGUGAGUUUGGAGAAGGUUCUUCAACAACAGUAGAUAUUGCUUGCGACAGGUUUCAUAUAAUUUCUAUUGACAACUCUUUCUUAUACGUGGAACAAGACAUUGAAAUAAAACCUUCUGCCAAGUUGUCUGACAAGAAAGGUUGCAAUGGAAUUUUCUAUGUCGGAUACCAAUAUGCUCCAGAAGUUUUCAUGGGAUAUAAGAUAUAUUCUAACUCUGACUUAGUUCAAACAGUAACAUGGGCAAACUAUGAAUGGUUCGCUUUGAGAAACUCAGUACAACCACAAGCUAGAGAACAAACAGACCAGUAUGCCACCAUUGAGAAAAUAAGAAGACUUGACCCUAACGUUCCAGGAGUUUAUGUUAACCUUUCUGGUUCAGAUGGAAAUGCUGCCACUAAAGUAA